UUUCCACCCGACCAUUAACAGUCCCAUGAGCCCCUGCGCUCCCCGGCGCAGCGCCGCCGACAGGCGGAAGAGCGGGUCGAUGAUGCGGAUGUCGACUCGUCAUGUCUGGAUGGAGUAGCCCACGCUGAAAUCAUGGACGCGUUCGACUUGUUCCGAAAGCUCGGAGCCGGGGCCAAAUUUGACCUAAAGAGAUUCGGUAAAGAUGCUCUGCGUUUCAAGGUAGGGAAAACCCAUGGAGCGGGAUCGACCACAGACUCUUUUUCUGGGAUCGAUUACUUCGGCACACGGAAAAACAGUGGAACUCAGAGCGGCGCUACGCCUGAGGAAGAGGAGGAUGGCAUUGAGCAUGAGGAAGAAAAUGUGGAUUCUGAUGCUGGAGGAAAACGGAAACGGCAGCUUAAAGAGGAACCUGUAAAAACAAAGAAGAGGAAGAAGAAGAAGAAUGGCGUCCAGGCAGAGGUGGAAGCUGAAACAGACAGUGGAUCACAGAAAGAAACAGAAAAGAAUGGAAUUCAGUGGACCUCAUCUCAGGGCAAAAUUGUCCAAUGCCCACAGAAGGAUGAGAAGGAGAAAAACUCCUUGAAGAGGUUGAAGCAGCUUCACCGUGAAAAGGUCAACCGCACCAGAGCGCAGCACCGUAUAAACGUGCAUGGCUGUGACGUGCCGGACCCGGUGAGCACAUUUGAGGAGCUGCAGUCUGAGUACCGUCUGAACCCACGUGUCCUUCAGAACCUCAGAGACAGCGGGCUGAGCUCCCCAACGCCCAUACAGAUGCAAGCGAUACCGCUGAUGAUGCAUGGUCGUGAGCUCCUGGCCUGUGCGCCCACAGGAUCAGGGAAGACUCUGGCCUUCUGCCUCCCGCUGCUGGCCCACCUUCACCAGCCUGCUAACCGUGGCUUCAGAGCCGUGAUCAUAUCCCCAACUAGAGAACUUGCCAGCCAGACCCAUCGAGAGCUUCUGCGUCUGUCGGAUGGAGUCGGCUUCAGAGUUCACAUCAUUGACAAGGCGUCCAUUGCAGCGAAGAAAUACGGACCCGAGUCAAACAAAAAAUAUGAUAUCCUCGUCAGUACUCCAAACAGACUGAUCUUCCUCCUGAAGCAGGAUCCUCCUGCGUUAGACCUCAGCAGUGUGGAGUGGUUGGUUGUGGAUGAGUCCGACAAGCUGUUUGAGGACGGCAAGAGCGGCUUCAGAGAGCAGCUCGCGACCGUGUUCUUGGCCUGCUCCGGUCCAAAAGUGCGGCGGGCGUUCUUCAGCGCCACCUGUACCUCAGAUGUGGAGCAGUGGUGCCGUCUCAACCUGGACAACCUGGUCUCGGUGAACAUCGGGCACAGGAAUACAGCGGUGGAAACAGUGGAACAGGAGUUGCUGUUUGUCGGGACUGAGACGGGCAAACUGCUGGCUAUAAGGGACAUCAUUCAGAAAGGGUUCCUGCCUCCCAUGUUGGUGUUUGUACAGUCCAUAGAGCGGGCCCGUGAGCUUUAUCACGAGCUGGUAUAUGAAGGCAUCAACGUAGACGUCAUCCAUGCAGACCGCACACAGCAACAGAGAGACAAUGUCGUGAGCAGUUUCCGCUCAGGUAAAAUCUGGGUGUUGAUCUGCACGGCUCUGCUUGCCCGAGGAAUCGACUUCAAAGGAGUCAAUCUGGUGCUUAACUAUGACUUCCCCACCAGUGCUGUGGAAUACAUCCACAGGAUCGGGCGUACUGGCAGAGCCGGACACACGGGGAAGGCGAUCACCUUUUUCACAGAAAAUGACAAGCCACUGCUACUCAGCAUUGCCAACGUGAUAAAGCAGGCCGGCUGUCCUGUACCCGACUACAUGAUGGGCUUCAAGAAGACACGCAGUAAGUUGAAGAGGAAGCUCCAGAAGAAACCCCCAAAGAGGAAUACUAUUUCUACCACACCUCAGUUCUUGAUGAGGAAGAAGGCCUUAGGAGCCAAGGCUGCUAAGAAAGGGCCAGAACGAGUAGAGGGGUCACAGCAGAAAGGAGAGAAUGCCCCGAAAAACGCCGUGGGGCAGAAGAAAGACGAAAAGGAGAAGAAGAAAGCCCAGAAAGGAAAGAGAGCGCAGAAAGAAGGGUCAAUGGGAAAGGGCAAGAAAGCGUCAUCUAAGACGGGGACAAAGUCCCCUGGGACCAAACUAAAGAAGAACGUCCCAAGCUGAUAAUUUCAAUGGAAGAAUACUUCCAAGGCCGUAACAUUGGACAGCAGGUGUCCAGAAGGGGGCGGGAGUGGACAGGAAAUUGACUGUACAAUAAGACAGGCGAGGAAGAAGAAGAAACCCGCGUGCGACGGUUAUUUCCCCUUCCGUUAUCUACUCAAAUAACAAACUGUUUUAUAAAAUAAUAAAACCA
This is a messenger RNA of Lampris incognitus (smalleye Pacific opah), 2353 nucleotides long. It is a transcript of the gene ddx52, whose product is annotated as DEAD (Asp-Glu-Ala-Asp) box polypeptide 52. NCBI's taxonomy places the organism in Eukaryota, Metazoa, Chordata, Actinopteri, Lampriformes, Lampridae. The coding region runs from base 133 to 2163 and encodes 676 amino acids. Gene Ontology annotation, cellular component: 90S preribosome. Gene Ontology annotation, molecular function: ATP binding; nucleic acid binding; RNA helicase activity. Gene Ontology annotation, biological process: maturation of SSU-rRNA. The record is from RefSeq and is a predicted model, not a curated record. The transcript has 16 exons.